Diabrotica virgifera virgifera (western corn rootworm) is the source of this 639-nucleotide messenger RNA. Its product is annotated as cuticle protein 64. The record is from RefSeq and is a predicted model, not a curated record. Lineage: Eukaryota; Metazoa; Arthropoda; Insecta; Coleoptera; Chrysomelidae. The transcript is spliced from 3 exons. The coding region runs from base 191 to 520 and encodes 109 amino acids.
UACUUCGAUUCCUUUGACUCGAUCGCAAAAACCGCCACCGAAUGGAAGUAGACCGAGGCGCAGCGAGGUCGCAUGAGGUUACUGUCUACAUUCUUGUACUCGCUGAACUUCGAUCGACUUCGCGAGUAGUAUAGUGAGCGUUAAUGUAAUACGCCUCGUAUAAUAAGUGAAACAUCAUUGUGUACUUGCUAUGCUCAUCUGCGCCGCCCGAGCUGGCGUCAUUGGUCUAGGAGGCUACGACGGUGGGCAUGGUCUUCUUGCUUCAGCUCCUGUAGCUGUAGCCGCUCCAGUAGCUUUAGCUCAUGCUCCCGUCGCUGUAGCACAUGCUCCCGUAGCUGUAGCUCAUGGAGCGACUUCCUGGCAAAAUAACAACUUGCUAGCUUUGAAUCCAACGGCCGUUGUUACCAAAGUUGCUGCUCCAGUUGCUGUUGCUGCCCCCGUCUACGCUAAAGUUGCCGCACCAGUCGCUGUUGCUCCAUGGGGCUUAGGCUUAGGCCAUGGAGGAUAUGGAUUACACUAAAAAGAAUAGUCUGACGAAUGAUUCCCGCGAAUGAAACAAGAAAAAAUAUGAGUGCAAGAGAUGAGCAACAUCUGUUUAUUAUUUAUUGAAUAGUGAUUAAAUUAUAUAAUAAUUUUAAA